Molecule: messenger RNA, 1531 nt
Organism: Talpa occidentalis (Iberian mole)
Lineage: Eukaryota; Metazoa; Chordata; Mammalia; Eulipotyphla; Talpidae
Gene: VIPR2
Product: vasoactive intestinal peptide receptor 2
Exons: 12
Coding region: 91-1473 (460 amino acids)
Biological process (GO): cell surface receptor signaling pathway; adenylate cyclase-modulating G protein-coupled receptor signaling pathway
Cellular component (GO): plasma membrane
Molecular function (GO): vasoactive intestinal polypeptide receptor activity; G protein-coupled peptide receptor activity; peptide hormone binding
Source: RefSeq, a predicted model, not a curated record
AUUAGGUUUUGUAUUUGUUUUAUAAUUCCUUUACAAAGUAGAUGACAAUUUUUUAAAGGCCAUCCUGGGGCAUGAAGGUGACGGAAACACAUGUUAGCUGAGAUGCAGUUCAGAACACGAGGUUCCCAGGGGAUGGUCAACCCUCUGCCUGACUUUCCUCCUGUGGUGGGAUUUCUACUUAUUUCUGUUUCUUUUACCCUUGGCCAGGUCAGCGGCAUCCAUCCGGAAUGCCGAUUUCACCUGGAAAUACAGGCGGAGGAAGCAAAAUGUGUGGAGCUUCUGGGGAACCAGGCAGGAGGACACAGAGCCUGCAGCGGCGUCUGGGACAACAUCACGUGCUGGCGGCCGGCGGACCUGGGCGAGAUGGUCACCGUGCCCUGCCCGCAGGUGUUCAGCUCCUUCUACAGCCGCGCAGGGAACAUCAGCAGGAACUGCACGAGCGAGGGGUGGUCGGAGACAUUCCCCGACUUCGUGGACGCCUGCGGCUACCACGACCCUGACGCUGAGGGCAAGGUGACCUUCUACGUUCUGGUGAAGGCCGUGUACACCCUGGGCUACAGCGUCUCCCUCGUUUCGCUCACAGCUGGGAGCAUAAUUCUGUGCCUCUUCAGGAAGCUGCACUGCACCCGGAACUACAUCCACCUGAACCUGUUCCUGUCCUUUGUGCUGAGAGCCAUCUCCGUGCUGGUCAAGGAUGACGUGCUGUACUCAGGCUCCGCCACGCUGCACUGCCCCGACCGGCUGUCCUCCUGGGUGGGGUGCAAGCUGGCCCUGGUGCUCUUCCAGUACUGCGUCAUGGCCAACUUCUACUGGCUGCUGGUGGAGGGGCUGUACCUGCACUCCCUGCUGGUGGCCGCCUUCUCGCCCCGCCGGCGCUUCCUGGCCUACCUCCUCCUCGGGUGGGGCGUCCCCGGCGUCUGCACAGGAGCGUGGGCGGCGGCCAGACUGUCCUUGGACGACACGGGCUGCUGGGACACCAGCGACCACGACCUUCCCUGGUGGGUUAUUCGGACCCCGAUUCUGAUUUCUAUCUUUGUCAAUUUUGUCCUUUUCGUUAGUAUUGUAUGGAUUUUACUGCAGAAGUUGAGGUCCCCAGAUGUUGGGGGCAACGACCAAUCACAAUACAAGAGGCUGGCCAAGUCCACCCUGCUGCUCAUCCCGCUCUUUGGCAUCCACUACGUGGUAUUUGCGGUGUAUCCCACGGGCAUCUCCUUUCGAUAUCAGAUCCUGUUUGAGCUCUGCGGCGGCUCCUUCCAGGGCCUGGUGGUGGCCUUUCUCUACUGCUUCCUCAACAGCGAGGUGCAGAGCGAGCUGAAGAGGAGAUGGCGCAGCACAUGUCCGGGGCGGCUGUCUGGCCGGGACUACCGGCUGCAUGGCUCGUCCAUGUCCCGGAACGGCUCCGAGAGUGCCCUGCAGAGCCACCGGGGCUCCCGCACGCUGUCCUUCUUGCAGACAGAGACCUCAGUCAUCUAGUGCCCACGCCGUCGGGGUCUGGGCACACCUGCCCGGCUGAUGAGGGACCCCGCCCCCC